AAUUCUUAUUGUAGACGACGCCUUAGGUCUAUGGACGUAAAUUAUUUUGGAUUACAUGUGGACACACGUGGAUUUAGAGAUUUCUUGAGAGUUCAUUUAGCGUGUUCAAGCGUGGUUUGCCAAAAAGAGUUAGGUACUUUGCCUCAUCUUGAAAAGCUUCUUUUAUCACACAAUUGUCUUGGAAACACAUGUUUAGAGAUCGGUAAAUGGGAAUGGAUGGAGCAAACUGCUAUUUCGCAGAGCCUGAAAGAAUUAGACAUAAGUAACAAUAAUUUCACUGAAUUGCCACUGCAAAUUGGAAAACUACAGAGUUUAAUAUGCUUAAACGUUUCCCAAAAUUUGUUAACAAAAGUGCCGCAAAUUAUUGGAACUUUGCAACAUUUAGCAAAAUUGGAUUUGUCGACAAACCUUCUGUUAUAUUUACCAGGGAGUAUGAGAGGAAUGGAAUUGGACUAUUUAGAUACUACAAACAAUCCUUUUAGAAACCAACUCGAUGAGUAUAGAUCACCUACUCUAAAAGUGGCGAGCCUUUUGGAUCUAGCAGCUAAAGCAGUGAAAAAAUACAGGUUACCACACAGUCACUUACCAUCUAGCUUCGCCAGAUACUUAGAAAAUGUCAAAUAUUGCUGUAUAUGCCGUAAUCCUUGCUUUCAUUCUGAUAUAAAGGACUUUAGGCCAUUAUUAGAUGCAAUCUCUUUUCCUAGAGUAUGUCAAAGUAGCACAUUAACAACAGACAGGGCCAUACUAUUCAAAUGUUACUUUUGUUCAUCAAAGUGCUAUAUUUAUUGUGAGACAUAAAGUGAGAAUAUAUUAACAA
Molecule: messenger RNA, 817 nt
Organism: Pseudomyrmex gracilis
Lineage: Eukaryota; Metazoa; Arthropoda; Insecta; Hymenoptera; Formicidae
Product: leucine-rich repeat protein SHOC-2-like
Exons: 4
Coding region: 31-798 (255 amino acids)
Molecular function (GO): protein binding
Source: RefSeq, a predicted model, not a curated record